AUGCCCAAUGUGGAAAUCAAAAAAGAAAUAGUGCGUAUCUUGGAUAACAACAAGAGUGGGCCACCAGCCGCAGACGCAGCUUCCAGUGGUCGUCGGGGGAGCGGGCCAGAUUGGUCCGCACACGAGCCCCCCAAUUUAUGUAGUCCCGGUGGGGACGUGCAGCGGGGCGGUGGGGCCGCCCCCGGCACCCGCAGUGGUGCCGGUGGUGUGGGCCCCACCGGGCCCACAAGUGGUUCCUGGGAGGCCGAAACGCCGCCCACAGCGUCGUGGCCGGGCGCUGUGGGCGGCCUUGAAGGAACUCAAGAGGGAUCUUCGCAGAAGAGAGCGGAGUUCUUCCGCCACGAGAAGGAGAAGUCGCUCAUGCUCAAGAGGGCGGCUGAGCCGUUCGCCGUCGAGAGGAGGCAGGAGGGCCGGAAGAGGCCUGGAUCGAUCAAGGAGCCGACCAAGGAGGGCCGGAAGAAGCCCAGUCGUGCGCUCCAGGAAAGUAGGGAGCGGUCGGACUGGGAGGGGGAGAUGUUACGGUUUCUUCUAGUGGUCGUAGUCACCUUUAUUUUGGACGAAACUCUUUUCGUACGUCCUUCGCAGAUUCCUUCGCCGACCGGUUCAUCACGAGGAAAGAAGGAUGUUACCAGCUACAGUGAAGCUGAUCUUGAACGAUUAUAUGAAGAAUGGGAGAAGAACGAUCCAGAGAAAGGUGAUGAUGAUGACGAUGAACAAAUACAAAAGCGUAAAAAAGUUGCCAUCGAUUUAAAGGAACAUGGCUCAGAGGCUAAAAAUCCGGAGGAGUUACUCAAAAUGACGAAAAGAGGUGAAACCCUGAUGAUUGAAGCUGAUCUUGAGCGAUUAUAUGAAGAAUGGGAGGAGAACGAUCCAGAGAAAGGUGAUGAUGAUGACGAUGAACAAAUACUAAAAGCGUAA
Molecule: messenger RNA, 918 nt
Organism: Ostertagia ostertagi
Lineage: Eukaryota; Metazoa; Nematoda; Chromadorea; Rhabditida; Trichostrongylidae
Source: the annotation of a GenBank genome assembly